Molecule: messenger RNA, 1308 nt
Organism: Trichoderma aggressivum f. europaeum
Lineage: Eukaryota; Fungi; Ascomycota; Sordariomycetes; Hypocreales; Hypocreaceae
Exons: 1
Coding region: 1-1308 (435 amino acids)
Source: RefSeq, a predicted model, not a curated record
AUGGCAUUUUGGAACUUCGAGGCAGAAUUGCGACCCACUCUGUCCAGACUGGAAUCCUACUUCAAUGCCAAUGAGGAGUUCCGGGUUUCUUCCAUUGGACAUGACGUGUCGUUUGGCAUUACAUGUAGCGACACUCAGUGUACCCUACUUGUGACUAUCAGGGCUGGCCAAGCACUUUUAGGAUGGAACAAUCAACAACAGACUGAAUUCGCCCUGGCCGCUCGAUCUGAAGACUGGAAAGAGUUCUUUUCUCCUAUUCCCAAGCCUCCGUAUCAAUCUUACUGGGGUAUCUUGCGCAUACUCGGUUAUGAACCUGGAGUGGGUAUCUUAGGAGAUAUUCAAGCCUUUGGAAGAAGCGCGAGGCUGUGGAGGCUCUUCCUUGACGCAGCACGUCGGCAUAUAGUGAACACAAAGGCGCCAGUCACAAAUGGUACCGGAUACCAUGAGGAUCAGGAGGACGAUUCUAUUGUGGGACGUUAUGCAUGGCUCGAUUUGCCUGUAUUUGGUCGCACUAAGAUCUUCUAUGAGAUCGCAGGGGAGGGACCAAGGCAGAUCCUGUGGCUUCACACCGCCGGUGCCGACUCCCGUGAAUAUCAUGAUCUCAUGAACAACAGGAGUCUCCAAGAGCGAUAUACUAUGUACGCAUUUGACUUACCUGGUCAUGGGAGAUCAUAUCCAGGCCAACAACAACCACCACAAGGAUAUACCAAUGACGAAGACACAUAUGUUGAGAUUAUACACCAAGUCAUCAAAAAACUGAGGCUCCACCAGCCUAUUGUAUCUGGUGCCAGUAUGGCAGGCCAUGUUUGUCUUGCGGUCGCAAUUAAAGCUAAAGAGCUCGGAAUUGGAGGAGUCAUUCCAGUGGAAGCAGCCGCUCAUCUGCCUUUAGUACAACCCCCCUACGAGCUUGGUGGUCAUCUCAAUGAAUCGGUCAUAAACCCAGAGCGAGUAUGUGGGAUGAUUGCUCCUACGACACCCGAAUUCCAAAAACGAUUAAUCUGGUGGAUCUAUUCGUCUCAAUCUGCUGGGAUAUUCCAAGGUGACCUAAAGUUCUACUUCCGUGGUUGGGAUGGAAGAGGGCGUAUUGAGAAGAUUGAUACGAAAUUGUGUCCGGUUUACAUGUUAACUGGUGAGUAUGACUAUAGCUGCACCCCUGAGAUGAGUGGCGAAGCCGCAGCCCAAAUUCCUGGCGCUCGGUUCGAGAAGAUGGAACGGAUGGGCCACUUUCCGAUGACGGAAAACCCUCGAGAGUUUAUGGUCUAUUUAAACAGAGCGCUUGAAUUCAUAGAAGAGUCUCGUAGCCAGUAA